CCUUAGCAAUAAAGCUUCAGCCUCCUGGGUUUCAUUAUUGUGGACUUUAUGCCAUUCAACAACUCAGGGGGCCCUUCUGUUUCGUUUUUGAGGGGACUUCCACACCCUUCUGAUCCACACACCAGCACUUGCGACGUUGCUUAGGUUGAGAUGACAUACACUGCUCAAACAGAGCAAACAGAAAUAUAGUUUUUCAGCUGGGAAUACAACCACACAUCUGUAGGAAAGGCUUUUUAUUAUUCCUCUUGUUUUGCAAACUCACCUGCUUCUUUCUGAAGAAACCACGCUUGUCACAGUUGGGUGGCACAUCCUCUGGACGGGGUGGUCAGUUGCACUGGGGACGACAGAGCCGGCUGGAGGAGUAGCAGCAACAGGAUGUUUAAACACAGAAGCAUAUCACACUGGAAGUUGUCCACCAAUAAGUUCACAGGUUAAGGACACACUGUGUGUAUGCUGUGAUGUGAUUGGUUGAGAGGGCGGGACUUCCGACGGCGCAGGUUGGACAUAAAGUGACAGACUUCACCUCCUUAAAAUUGGAAGAAAACCCGAAGGACGACGCAUUACAAGUUAUAAAACAUUUGUAAUGAUUUUCAGACAUGGACGACAUAAACCUUCAUUAUCGCUUUCUGAACUGGAGGAGGCGAAUUCGAGAAAUUCGUGAUGUGCGAGCGGUGCGUUACCGGGAGCGACUCAAAAGGAUGCUGAGAGACGGAGACAUACUCAGGUAUCAUGGGAAUUCAGAUGAAGUUGGCUGUUUUGUGGCGGCCAGGCCAUUGUCCAGAAGAAAUCGCUAUUUUGAAGUGACCAUCGUCGACACAGGAGUGAGGGGAAUGAUCGCGGUGGGCUUGGUGCCUCAGCUCUACAAGCUGGACCAUCAGCCGGGCUGGCUCCCCCACUCUGUGGCCUUUCAUGCUGAUGACGGCAAAUUGUACAAUGGCAACACUGUAGGACAGCAGUUUGGUCCAAAAUGCUGCAGAGGAGACAGAAUCGGCUGUGGCGUAUCUCUGGACUCUGAUGAUGGACAGCUCACUGUGUUUUUUACAAAGAAUGGCAAAGAGGUCGGCAGUGUGGAGAUCCCAGCCUCUCCUGAGGCUUUUUACCCCGCUGUGGGGAUGCACUCUUUGGGGGAAGAAGUUCUGCUGGACCUGAACGCUGAGUGGGGGGUGGAGGAGGAUGAUGGGCAGAUGAUUGUGGAUAGUCAUGAAGAGGACUGGAGCCGUCUCCAUGACGUCAAGGUGACCGGCACGCUGCUGGAGUACAUGGGUAAGGGGAAGAGCAUCGUGGACGUGGGCUUGGCUCAGGCCCGGCGGCCCCUCAACACGCGCUUCCACUACUACGAGCUGGAGAUCACAGACCCUGGAGAGAAGUGCUACAUUGCCCUGGGACUGGCACGCAGGGACUACCCCAAAAACAGACAUCCAGGCUGGAGCAGAGGGUCUAUAGCCUAUCAUGCAGAUGAUGGAAAGUUGUUCCAGGGCAGCGGGGUCGGGGGCGCGUUUGGCCCGCGCUGCUUUGAAGGGGAUAUCAUGGGCUGUGGGAUCAUGUUUCCACGUGACUACAGCCUGGACGCUGGAGAUGACGUAGAUGAUUGGGACUUUGACGUUAUUCCCAAACCCAGUGAAGUUCAGAAUGAUCUGUAUGCAAACAAUGAAGAAGAGGAGGAGGAGGAGGAGGAGGGAGAAGAUUUGGAGGGGAGGAAGGUCACGGUGUUCUUCACCAGAAAUGGAAAGGUGGUGGGCCGGAGGGAUGUGGCCUUACCUGUGGGAGGCUUGUACCCCACCAUAGGCAUGAUGAGCACUGGGGAGAAGGUCAAAGUGGACCUGCACCCCCUCAGUGGCUGAGUAGAGAGGAGAAAAAACUGCGGAGAAAUCAGAGCAUGGACGAAUAAUUGAGCUCUGGUACAUUUUUGGAGAUCAGAUACUAAAUAAUACCUCAACAUCAAAAUGCUCCAAGAUGUGACUUGAAGAGUCCAGUGUAGAAGUGACUGUGGCUCAUGCUGUAAGAAUGAUCAACAUAAUGUAUGUUAAUUUUACAUGCGUGCCUUUUAUAAUUCAUGUUUUUCAGAAAAUCCAGUGGUUUGCAUAGGGAAAACGUUUCUCAUCACUAUGAAUAAAGUUCAUAGAAUGCCAAAGAAAGGGUCACACCAGAAUGAAUGUUAAAAUCCAAUCAGAGCAAAUGCCAGCCAACAAGUGAACCCUCUUAUCAGCAAUAGAUAUGUGACAGCAGGCUGAGACACACUGCUCAUCACCGGAGGUCUGCUGUACCUCCUAUCAACGGUGUGUUACUGACACUCAGUGGUGGGAGGGAGACAUGCUCACAUAGUCUUCCAAACGAAAGAAGUAGUGCACUGAAUGAACAGUGCCUUUACUUAAAUCUGCUGCUUUACACGUGUGAGUUCAUAUUCUGACAUGGACUCAUUACGCCAUGUUUAGUGCAAACCUGCAAUAGGAAUAAUGGGAUGAUUACAUUUCCAAACAUGUUGCUGAAGCUAAAUCCAAAACAGUUGAAUUGUCCUGUUGGGGGAAGCAGUUUGAAAAGCUGAAUUCUAAAUUAGGAUUGUUUUAAUAUCAUGACUUGCUUUUGUCCUCUUUUAAUAUAUGAUGUUAACCAGGAUGUAAUGUAAUCCAAAUCCUAUGCUGGACAUAAUCACUCCAAAGUCUUUAGGAGAAACAUGCGUGUCUAAAAGAUGCAAAAAAUAAACCAAAAUUCAUUUUUUUCCCAUUUAUCUCGCGGUUUACCUUAAACUCCCGACAAACCAAGAGUAAAACUGAUCUCUAUAUCUAAGUUAACAUAGUAAUGAUGGAUACAAUGGAACCUCAUCGUUAGGGUUUAAGGGGAAACUAAGUUGUCUCAGACUAUUAAACUCUCUCACGACUAAACAUGGUAUUUCAAGAGAUUUGAAUGUUGUAAAUGAAGCCAUACUGUAAUAUGUGCUGCUCUCAGGUAUAUUUGAAAAUCCAAAUUCACAUACCUUGUCUUUCCUGGUUAUUUUUGUGAUGUUGCUGUAUGUUCAAGUCAACCAUUGAUUGUCACAAGCCUGUAUUUCUUUUAACAACUGUGCCUAUUUUCCUUAUAAAUCUUAUCUUUUUGACAUUGAAGACUGUUAAAGGAGAAUUUGUGAUCCCCUCCCCAACUCCAAGUAAAUGCUAAAUGUUCCUAUUGUUUUAUUUUUGCGACAACAUUUUGCACACCUACUUUGAUUUCUGUGAUGCAAUUGGAAGUUAUUCAUGCAAAUAUAACAGGCUGUUAAAACUAGCUGUAUAUCAUGGUUAUAAUAAACACAUGUAGUACUUCUUUAGGCCUAAAAGCCUGACUGCUGUUAAAGGCUUGACCUAAUGAGCAAAGUGCCUUGUUUAAUAUUCCAUACGAGUGCUGGAAAUGUCACAUUAUCGGAUGCAUGUUGCAUAAAUAAGGAAAGAUUGCAUCCAUGAAGUAUCUUCCUGGUCAGCAAGACAAUUUAAAGGCUGUUGCUCAUGUGAUGCUCAACUGCUGCUAAGUGUGUGCCGAGGGAACGGUCUGCACAUCAUUAUGUCAGCCGUACUGUAGAGGGGUGUUCUGUGUUUGUUAUUCACUUUUUAUUGUCAUCGUCCACAUUUGUGUUAGUGGUCAUCUUAUCAUGGGAGCUAAUGAUGGGCGUCUGCUGCUGUUGGACGCAUCAACUCACGUUUAAUGUUUAGCCCCACUUUAUAUUUUAUUUAAUGAAUCAUGAAUGAAGUUUAUUAUCACUCUUUCUCAGUCCAGCCCUUGUGUAAAUCCUGUAAUGUUUUUUCAUUUCUUCUUGACUUUUAUGGUCCUCCUUGUCUCUUUUCCCUUAAAGCAGUGCUUCUCAAAGUGUGGUCCGCGGACCACUGGUGGUCCGUGAGUGCCCCCUAGUGGUCCGUGAGUAUAUUGGUAAAAUUUCACAUUUGAAAGAAAUACAUUUAUUUAAGUUUUUCGCACUCUCGCGGGAAUAUCUCCGCAAUGGAACGAGCUUAAGUUUCACUUUCGAUUGCAUGAUAUAGCCCAGAUAAACACCUUCAUCGCACAUGUUGCCACUUGUUUGUACCAUUUUCAGGCGAUUUGUAAAAAACGAUGUGUUUUGGGAUAUUUGUGGAGUUAGGUGGUCCGCGAGUGUUUUUUUAUUGGUUGGGUGGUCCUUGGUAUGAAAACGUUUGAGAAACACUGCCUUAAAGCAAUCGGGUAAACUGCCAAAAAUCAUUUAAAAUAAAACAAUAUUCACACCCUG
Messenger RNA from Gymnodraco acuticeps, 4225 nucleotides. RefSeq names its product SPRY domain-containing protein 3-like. The transcript is spliced from 13 exons. The record is from RefSeq and is a predicted model, not a curated record. Bases 597 to 1841 code for a protein of 414 amino acids. Gene Ontology annotation, molecular function: protein binding. NCBI's taxonomy places the organism in Eukaryota, Metazoa, Chordata, Actinopteri, Perciformes, Bathydraconidae.